AGAGGUCACGGAAACAUGGCGGCGGCCGUGACCUUUCGGCGGCUGCUGCUCGGCCGGAGCGGCGUCGCGGCGCUGAGUCUUCCCCGGGACGUUCGGGGUUUUGGGGUUCGCACGGCGCCGACCGGAGAGAAGGUGACGCACACUGGCCAGGCCUAUGACGGUCAAGACUACAGGAAGAUCCGGUUUGUGGGCCGGCAGAAGGAGGUGAAUGAGAACUUUGCCAUUGACCUCAUCGCUGAGCAGCCAGUGAGCGAGGUGGGGAGCCGUGUGGUAUCCUGCGACGGCGGUGGGGGUGCCCUUGGCCACCCCCGGGUAUUUAUCAACCUGGACAAGGAGACCAAGACAGGCACGUGCGGCUACUGUGGCCUGCAGUUCCGCCAGGAGCCACACUAGCACUGGAGCUGGCAAUAAAGGGGCAUCCUCAGGC
Suncus etruscus (white-toothed pygmy shrew) is the source of this 427-nucleotide messenger RNA. It is a transcript of the gene NDUFS6, whose product is annotated as NADH:ubiquinone oxidoreductase subunit S6. The coding region runs from base 16 to 393 and encodes 125 amino acids. Gene Ontology annotation, biological process: mitochondrial electron transport, NADH to ubiquinone. Lineage: Eukaryota; Metazoa; Chordata; Mammalia; Eulipotyphla; Soricidae. The transcript has 4 exons. The record is from RefSeq and is a predicted model, not a curated record.